Molecule: messenger RNA, 2166 nt
Organism: Fonsecaea erecta
Lineage: Eukaryota; Fungi; Ascomycota; Eurotiomycetes; Chaetothyriales; Herpotrichiellaceae
Exons: 1
Coding region: 1-2166 (721 amino acids)
Cellular component (GO): mitochondrion
Molecular function (GO): ATP binding; methylcrotonoyl-CoA carboxylase activity; metal ion binding
Source: RefSeq, a predicted model, not a curated record
AUGUCCCACUACCCUUUCUCCCGAGCUGCAGUAGCUUUGCGCAGUAAGAGCGCCAUUCGCUCUUACUCCACGAAGCGUAUCGACUCAAUCCUCAUUGCAAAUAGAGGAGAGAUUGCCCUCAGAGUCAAUCGCACUGCUUCCCAGCACGGCAUUCGCACAACAACUCUGUACACGACUCCAGAUGCUCUCUCGCAGCAUGCUCUGUCCUCGCCCUUCUCCUUCAACCUCGGCGCAACAGCCGCUUAUUUGGAUCAAGAGAAAAUCCUCCGAGUAGCGAAACAAGAGGGUUGUCAAGCUAUCCACCCGGGGUAUGGCUUCCUAUCCGAGAAUGCAGAGUUCGCAAAGAGGUGUGCCGAAGAGGGUGUCACUUUCAUCGGCCCUCCUGCCAGCGCCAUUGAGGAUAUGGGUGACAAGGCUAGGAGCAAAGAGAUUAUGAACGCGGCCGGUGUGCCUUGUGUACCGGGCUACCAUGGAUCUGACCAGGCACCCGAGAUACUUGCACAAGAAGCGGACAAGAUCGGCUAUCCUGUCCUGAUCAAAGCUGUCCGAGGCGGCGGAGGCAAGGGGAUGCGGAUCGCAAAAACUGCCCAAGACUUUGCAGAGAUGCUUGAAAGUGCAAAGAGUGAGGCCAGAAAUUCCUUUGGAAACGAUGAAGUCCUCGUCGAAAAAUACAUCACUACACCACGUCACAUUGAGGUUCAGGUAUUUGCCGACAAGCACGGAAACUGUGUUGCUCUGGGUGAGCGAGAUUGUUCCAUUCAACGCCGCCAUCAGAAGAUUCUUGAAGAAUCUCCAGCUCCCAACUUGGAUGACACGAUUCGAAAAGAUCUGUGGGAUAAGGCGCGAGCAGCUGCACUUGCUGUCAAGUACGAAGGAGCUGGUACAGUUGAAUUCAUUUUUGACAAUGACACGGGUGCCUUCUACUUCAUGGAAAUGAAUACCAGACUCCAGGUGGAGCAUCCUGUCACCGAGAUGGUGACUGGUCUUGAUCUUGUGCAUUGGCAGAUCUUGGUCGCGGAAGGCAAACCACUGCCGCUUACCCAGGAUCAAGUCGAAGAACAGAUUUCCCAACGUGGACAUGCCAUCGAAGCCCGAAUCUACGCCGAGAAUCCAGACAAGGGAUUCAUACCCGACUCUGGCAAACUUUUGCACGUUCGGCUCCCUAGGGAGACCGCGGACGUGCGGAUAGAUAGCGGAUUUGUGCAAGGCGACGAGGUUUCAAGCCAUUAUGACCCCAUGAUCGCCAAACUGAUUGUCAGGGGCGAAACUCGAGAAGACGCUCUACGCAAAAUGGUUGCAGCAUUACAAGACUACGAGGUGGCUGGACCAGUAACAAACAUUGACUUCCUCAAGAGAAUAUGCAAAUCCCCGGAUUUUGUGAAUGGUGAUGUCGAGACAGGGUAUAUUGGAAAACACCAUGAGGAACUCUUCCCACAAAUCAAUGUCACUUCUGAAGUCCUUGCGCAGGCAGCGAUUGCUUCGUUCCUCCGCCAUUCAAAUGCUUACAAUUCGGUUGCAAAGGCUUCAUCCUGGCAGGUCCCUCCGCCUUCGUGGCUUAACACAUCGUCCGACUUCCAGCCACGAACCUUUCAAUUCACCACCGCAAGUUUCGAACCCGAACCUGGAAAACAACCCGAAAUCCUCACCGUGGAACUUCGACAAAUAAGUCCAGGUACAUUCUCUGUGUCAACUCUGAAUUCUGACUCGAUGUCCGUUUCAUCGUCUUUCGACCCUGAAUCAAAUACCUUGACGACGUACUUUCCCCAUACACGACAUACCUCACACAUCAUAUUCUCUCCCCCCUCAACCUCAUCAGGCUCAGCAUCAAACCCAGAAACAUUACAUCUCUUCACCCCGCAUGGCUCCUUCAUUCUCUACUCGCCUUCACCUUCAUGGCUCCAGAAAGCCCUCGGUGUGACCGAGAAACCCAACUCGCUGUUGUCCCCCAUGCCUGCUAAGAUCCUCCGUGUGCUCGUCUCACCAGGGGAUGUGGUGAAGAAGGAGCAAGCUUUGAUUGUUAUCGAGAGUAUGAAGAUGGAGACUGUUAUAAGAAGCCCGAUGGAGGGAGCCAAGGUGCAGAGAAUAGUGCACCAAGAGGGCGAGGUGGUCGCGAGUGGUGUUGCCCUUGUGGAGUUUGAAGAAGAUGGAACACACGAAGGAAAGUGA